GCAUUGCGUCGUCGUGAGAGCAUCCAUGAAAAAUUUGUGCUUCUUUGAUACGUGUUAUGUUGUAUGCCUGUUUGUUCGUAGUUCGUGGUUUCAUAAUUAUUUUGGCUGUUGAUUGAAGAAGUAAAAAAUGGUGAAAUUAACACCAGACUUAAUACAGCAAUCUAUGCAGUAUAUAAAUCCAGUAAGAGAUAGGGAAUUAGACCUGCGAGGUUACAAGAUUCCAGUUAUAGAAAAUAUGGGAGCAACACUGGAUCAGUUCGACACGGUUGAUUUCUCAGACAAUGAUAUCCGCAAAUUGGAUGGCUUCCCGCUGCUCAAGAGACUCAAGUGUCUGCUUCUGAACAACAACCGCAUUGUGAGGAUCGCAGAAGGUUUGGAAUUGUGUUUACCGAACUUAGAAACGUUGGUACUGACUGGAAACUUGAUUCAAGAAUUGGCAGACCUUGAUCCUCUUGCUAAUAUUAAGUCUCUGCGUACAUUGAGCCUCCUCCAUAACCCAGUCACGACAAGGCAACACUACCGCCUGUACGUUGCUUUCAAACUGCCUCACCUCCGCUUGCUGGACUUCCGUAAAAUAAAAUUGAAGGAGAGGGAAGAUGCAAUUGCACUUUUCAAAAGCAAGAAAGGCAAGGAGUUGCAGAAGGAGAUCGCAAAGAAGUCCAAGACAUUCGUCCCCGGAGCAGGUCUGCCUGACACAGCCAAGCCAUCAGGGCCGUCUCAGGAGGAACUUUGGAAGAUUCGUGAGGCAAUUUCCAAGGCCAGCUCGUUGGAAGAAGUGGAAAGAUUAAACCGGUUACUGCAGUCUGGUCAGAUACCAGGCAGAAGCAAAAGCAACAGCAAGGCUUCCCUGGUGGAAGAGGAGGAGGUGGAAGAGGAUGAUGAUGCAAUGGAGACGACUGGACCUACGCUGAAUGGGAAGUGAACUGCCGGUUUCUGUAGUGUAUACACUGGGAUGGAUGAGUGACGGAAAUGUGUUAAACGUUGACGAUAACAAGGGUGUGUAACCAGGCAAAUUGGCAGUUAUAAGAUACGAAUGUUUGCUUUCCUCUACACAGUGUUGACUCCCAGUCUUGCCAUGUUGCACCGUGUCACGGAGUACCGACUGUACUAUUCUUUGGCAACGUCAUGAAGCGCUCGUGACGCUCAAUAAUGCCAUGGAGCAGUAUUUGGAGAUCUGAAAGUAGCUCAGCUGGAAGUCUCCACAAACCUACAAAAUGAAGGGAUGUGAUAUGUUGGUCCCACAGUGAACACUGCAGGGCAUUGGGCUUUUUGCAAAGUUCUGGCCCUUAAAUGGUUCAGAGCCGACAUUAAGCUGCCAUUCUGUCAGAAAUAUGCAGAGUCCUGGUCACUGUUCUUGCUUCGGGUACAGCUCCCAGGAGGAAUUGAGAAAACAGCACUGACAUUAUAGGCUGCUAGUGACAUCUGUGCUUAUGAACACCUGAGUUCAAAUGCAGAAUGGUAGAAUUAAUAGUAUUAAGUUAAGAGAAAGCUGAGCCAUGUUGACAGCCCUAAUGUAAUCUGCAAGACUUGGUAAAAUUGUUUGUCUGAUAGAAUUUUACCUUGUUACUAGUGUUUAAUAUGACUUGAGUUUUUGUUUAUGGUAUUUAUGGGAAAAUGAACAUCAGAAAAUCAAGUAUUGGCAGUGCAUGUUGUUUAAGGCUUGGUCACUCAUGUCUGAAAGU
Molecule: messenger RNA, 1682 nt
Organism: Zootermopsis nevadensis
Lineage: Eukaryota; Metazoa; Arthropoda; Insecta; Blattodea; Termopsidae
Source: RefSeq, a predicted model, not a curated record